Molecule: messenger RNA, 471 nt
Organism: Talpa occidentalis (Iberian mole)
Lineage: Eukaryota; Metazoa; Chordata; Mammalia; Eulipotyphla; Talpidae
Product: ubiquitin-40S ribosomal protein S27a-like
Exons: 1
Coding region: 1-468 (155 amino acids)
Biological process (GO): modification-dependent protein catabolic process; protein ubiquitination; translation
Cellular component (GO): ribosome; cytoplasm; nucleus
Molecular function (GO): ubiquitin protein ligase binding; protein tag activity; structural constituent of ribosome
Source: RefSeq, a predicted model, not a curated record
AUGCAGAUUUUCAUGAAAACCCUCACGGGGAAGACGAUCACCCUCGAGGUUGAACCCUUGGAUACAAUCGAAAAUGUAAAGGCCAAGAUCCAAGAUAAGGAAGGAAUUCCUCCUGAUCAGCAGGAACUAAUCUUUGCUGGCAAACAACUGGAAGAUGGACUAACUUUGUCUGACUACAACAUUCAGAAGGAGUCCACUCUGCAUCUUGUCCUGAGACUACGUGGUGGUGCUAAGAAAAGAAAGAAGUCUUACACUACUCCCAAGAAAAAUAAACAUAAGAGAAAGAAGGUUAAGCUGGCUGUCCUGAAAUGUUAUAAGGUGGAUAAGAAUGGCAAAAUCAGUUGCCUUCGUCGGGAGUGCCCAUCUGAUGAAUGUGGUGCUGGAGUUUUUAUGUCCAGCCACUUUGACAGACAUUAUUGUGGCAAAUGUUGUCUGACCUAUUGUUUCAACAAACCAGAAGACAAGUAAUUG